ACACACACACACACACACACACACACACACACACACACACACACACACACCGAAAUACGGACUGAAAACCAAUUCUCUCUCUGUCUUUAUUGUUGUGGAGACAAACCUAGAGGAAUAAGAUGAGGAACAUGACAUUGAAUUUCUAUCUGCGUAUUACAAUCAUCAUCACCGCCUUCUUAGUCGUCGGGUUAGUUUUCCUUAGAAACUACACUCCCUACAGAAACAGCCGGCCAGACGUUCCUACGACGUCCCUGUGGUUAGCUCCGAUUGUGUGGGAUGGAACAUUUGAUGUGAAGAUGAUUGACAACAUUUACAAACCAAAGAACAUCACCGUGGCAACCACUGUCUUUGCUCUGGGAAAGUAUGUGCGCUUCCUGAAGGACCUCCUAGAAUCUGCGGAGCAGCACUUCAUGGUUGGCUACCGAGUGCAUUAUUACGUGUUUACAGAUCUCCCAGAUAAAGUUCCCGCAGUAACAAUGGGCGAGGGGCAUCGGUUGACCGUUAUAAAAACAGCGGGUUCGAACCGCUGGCAGGAAAUCUCGCUACGAAGGAUGGAGCUGCUCGAGAAGUUAAUUAAAAACGAACUUAUGAACAAGGUGGACUACAUAUUCAGCCUCGACGUUGACUCCAAAUUCUAUUCUCACUGGGGGGCGGAGUCUCUAGGCGACCUUGUUGGCGUGUUACACGCCUGGUUUUUCGGAUCGUAUCGGAAUAAUUUUCCGUACGAGCGCCGUCCCGAAUCUCAGGCCUACAUACCUUAUGAAGAAGGAGACUAUUACUACGGAGGUGCCGUGAUCGGGGGGCGCCCUGAGAAUGUGUACAAGCUGGCAAAGACGUGUCGCAUGCAGCUGGAUGUGGACCGAUCCAAUCAGAUCGAAGCGGCAUGGCAGGAGGAGUCUCACCUUAACAAGUACUUCCUGUACAACAAGCCCACCAAGUUGCUCUCACCUGAGUAUUUAUGGGACGACACAAAAUGGAAAUUCAACCACAUGAAAGUGGUGCGUUUUUCACAGGUGGUCAAGAACUAUGCUGAGAUUCGACCAAACCCUUAAUGUUCUAUUUUAUCAGGCUUUUUCUUUUUUUCCAGAUGAACCACUGUAAAAUAACUGGUUUAUGACCUCUUCCCAAUCACUGGUUUCUCAAAGAACUUUAGUGAAUUUGUUUAUUUUAUUUUAUAAUGAUCAUCUCUCAGGUUUCAACAAAACAAUGCCAGGAUCCAAUAUCAAAUCCGGACUUUGUCUUUAUCCUUUGUGGGACCAUGUAUUUGUGGCAGUUGUCCCAACUGUUAUGUUCUUUCCCAUUUUCUCUAAUGUUUCUUGUAAUCUUUUGACAAGAGUUUAUUUUAUCCUGAACAUUCUGCACUGACCAGUGUUUAAAAGGACAUUUCAUUUUAAUAUUAUUAUUGUUUUUAUAAGUUAAGUCUCAGGAUGUAGCAAUAGAGUCGUUAAUUUACCACCGAUUUCUAGUAUCAACCUGAAGAGAAUGUAAUAACAAUGUUGCUCAAAUGUUCUACGACACUCUGCCUCAUCCAGCAAUCAUUGUGUAAAGUUUUUUGCAUAAAUUUUUGCAUAAAAAAAACUGAAAAGCAAA
Silurus meridionalis is the source of this 1590-nucleotide messenger RNA. Its product is annotated as globoside alpha-1,3-N-acetylgalactosaminyltransferase 1-like. The coding region runs from base 120 to 1052 and encodes 310 amino acids. The record is from RefSeq and is a predicted model, not a curated record. Gene Ontology annotation, biological process: carbohydrate metabolic process. The transcript has 4 exons. Lineage: Eukaryota; Metazoa; Chordata; Actinopteri; Siluriformes; Siluridae. Gene Ontology annotation, molecular function: hexosyltransferase activity. Gene Ontology annotation, cellular component: Golgi apparatus; vesicle; membrane.